CUAUAAGGAUUCGUUUGGUUACUAUGUUUCACACAGAUUAGGAUUCGAAACCAUGGUGAAUCCUGUGUUUGGUUGCCAAAUGAGUUUAGUUCAAAGCCCGUGUUUCCAAGCGAGGCCCGCACUGUUCAGUUGGUUUAGUCAAGAUCCGGAACUCACUCCAUACCCCCAGAUUGAGUCCAUCUAACCUCGAUUUCUGUGACCAAUAAUUCAAUUUCUUCUCUUUUCCCCUUCUUCCUUCUCAUUUCAAAUUCAGCUUUCCCCUUCUUCCUUCUCAUUUCAAAUUAAAGCAAAGCUGAAUUGACUUCAAUGAAGAAGACCCCUACACCACAAGCUUCCCUUAAUCGGAGGAAGAAGAAUUGACCAGCAACAGGCGACAACGACGGUCGAGGUGCGACGGAGAAAUCUACGAAAAUAUCACUCAUCGACUUUGUAUGUUUAUCAUUCAUGGCACCUCCGUUAUCUACCUCUAUAUCCAUUUACCUUAUGGUAGAAGACAUAAUGAAUCUUUUCCAUAUGCAAACUACCAUAAUCUUGUAUUUUUAUUUGAGGCAAGGUAGACGUAUGCGUAGACGUCAUAGACGGCACUUGAUUAGGCAUUACUCUCUUAUAGACCGGAUUCCACCACAAGUCCGGCAUAUGAACAGACUUGUAUCUGUUAGCGACAUUGACUGCUUAGUCAACCUUCGAAUGGAUAGGAAUACCUUCGGGAGAUUGUGUCUUCUUCUAAAGGAAGUUGGGGGGUUGUGAAAUGGUAGAUAUGUAUAUGUGGAGGAACAGGUUGCCAUGUUCCUAGGGAUACUUGCACAUCACAAAAAAAAUCGUAUAAUAGGUUUCAACUUCAAGCGGUCUGGUGAAACUAUAUCACACUAUGUGCACCUAGUUUUAAGAGCUGUUAUAAGGCUACACAUAAUUCUCUUACCUAAACUGGAACCUAUCACAGAUGACAUUGGCGACCUAAGGUGGAAACAUUUUAAGGGAUGUAUUGGAGCUUUAGACGGAACAUAUAUCAACGUUCUUGUCAGUAACACUGAUAAGCCACGUUAUCGCAAUAGAAAAGGUCAAAUCGCAACUAAUACCCUUGCAGCCUGUGACCGCAAAAUGAGGUUUAUGUAUUUUUUACCUGGUUGGGAGGGCUCAGCCGGUGAUGCUAGGGUGCUUCGAGAUGCAGUGACUAGGGAAGAUGGUUUAAAGGUGCCAAAAGGAAAUUACUUUCUAUGUGACAAUGGAUAUGCAAACGCGGAAGGUUUUCUGACUCCCUUUAAAUGCAUUCGUUACCAUUUAUAGGAAUGGGGUGAAGGCACACAAAGAC
Molecule: messenger RNA, 1309 nt
Organism: Salvia splendens (bonfire salvia)
Lineage: Eukaryota; Viridiplantae; Streptophyta; Magnoliopsida; Lamiales; Lamiaceae
Exons: 4
Coding region: 784-1284 (166 amino acids)
Source: RefSeq, a predicted model, not a curated record